AAGAGUGGAAAAUUUUUCUUCUUUUUGGCAUAUAAGUUGGUUUGUUUAUUGGAGCCUGCAGAGGAAAGGUGCAGCGGUGAAGGGAGGCACGGAGGGGAGAAGGAGAGGAGCCGCAGAAGCCGCAGCCCGCAGGCAUGGCUGGGGCGGCCAUUGGAGUGGUGGUGCUGUUCUUGGCUGCAACUUCAUUUGGGGCUAAUGCCGACACCGACUCAAAUGAUGCAAAUGCCCUCAAUGUCUUCUACACAACCAUGAAUUCGCCACCCCAGCUGACAAACUGGGUGUCCCAAAAUGGGGAUCCCUGUGGACAGUCAUGGCUAGGGAUCACCUGCUCAGGUUCCAGAGUGAGAACAAUAAAGUUAUCUGGAAUGCGGCUUAACGGCACCUUGGGGUACAACAUGAAUCAGCUGACUGCACUAGUUCAGCUUGAUAUGAGCAACAAUAAUCUCGGAGGCAAUGACAUUCCUUAUAAUCUUCCACCGAAUCUUGAGAGCUUAAAUCUUGCAGGAAACAACUUCACUGGGACUAUACCAUACUCCAUCUCCCAGAUGGUUGAACUUAGGAAUUUAAAUCUUAGUCACAAUCAGCUCUCGAACAUCAAUGAUAUGUUUAAUCAGCUCACAAAUUUAACACAAAUGGAUCUAUCAUACAACACAUUUUCUGGUAAUAUUCCACAAAGCUUCAACUCCUUGACAAGUUUGAAAACACUUUAUCUUCAGAACAACAAAUUUAGUGGCACAAUAGAUGUCCUUGCCGAUCUUCCUCUUACUGAGUUAAAUGUCGAAAACAACCAAUUCACUGGUUGGGUACCCGAUAAACUUAAGGGAAUCAGGAGUCUCCAGACAAGUGGAAACUCUUUUAACAAUGGUCCCGCUCCACCACCUCCACCAUCAUCAUAUAUACCUCCACCGCCCCGUCAGCCUUCUGUUCCACAUACCGAUGGUAACAAUAUCCCAGCCAAAGAUGAUGGCAAACACUCUAAACUGGGAGGUGGUGCGGUAGCAGGAAUUGUAUUAUGUUUGCUGGUUGUUGGUGCAUUUGUUGCAUUCCUUGUGAUCAAAAGGAAAUCUUGGAGGUUCUCACAAGGACAAGACCCUGAACAGAAUGAACCUCUCAGUCCUCUUGCUUCUGGAAUUAAACAGAUGAAAUCAAUUAAGAUCAUAUCAACAAUUGGCAAGGAAGAAUUGCAGAAAACUGUUUCAAUGAGUUUGAAGCCUCCAACAAAAAUUGACCUGCACAAGUCCUUUGAUGAAAACAAUACCACUAGCAAGUCUAUCACAAGGAAAGUAAGUUUGUCUUCCAUCACAAUACCUGCAUACACAGUGGCAGAUCUGCAGGUGGCAACAGACAACUUCAGUCCUGAUAGUCUCAUCGGUGAGGGAUCGUAUGGCCGUGUUUACAAGGCGAAAAUCAGUGAUCUGAAGGUCCUGGCUGUAAAGAAAAUUAAUUUUUCUGCAUUUCCAAGCCAACCUUCAGAUUUGUUCAUUGAAUUGGUUGCAAACAUUUCAAGACUAAAUCAUCCAAAUAUUGCUGAGCUAGCUGGUUACUGCUCAGAGCAUGGACAGUGCUUGCUGGCAUAUGAAUUCUACCGAAGCGGUUCUCUCCAUGACUUCCUUCAUCUGAAGGAAGAAAACAGCAAAUCAUUGUUGUGGAACAACCGUGUCAAGAUUGCCCUUGGAUCUGCAAGGGCAUUGGAGUACCUACACGAAACUUGUUCGCCAUCUGUGGUCCACAAGAAUUUCAAGUCAUCCAACAUUUUAUUGGAUAGUGAGCUGAACCCCCACAUCUCUGAUUCUGGGUUUGUGGGCCUUAUUCCCAACCAGGAAUUCCAGGAAUCAGAUGGGAACUCAGGAUACAGGGCACCAGAGGUGACCAUGUCCGGUCACUACUCCCUGAAGAGUGACGUAUAUAGCUUCGGAGUCGUCAUGCUAGAGCUCCUGACUGGCCGGAAACCGUUUGACAGGUCCCGAUCGCGAUCCGAGCAGUCGCUGGUCCGAUGGGCUACGCCGCAGCUGCACGACAUCGACGCGCUGGACCAGAUGGUCGACCCUGCGCUGCAGGGGCUGUACCCGUCGAAAUCCCUCUCCCGCUUCGCCGAUGCAAUCGCCCUUUGUGUCCAGCCCGAGCCGGAGUUCCGGCCGCCUAUGUCGGAGGUCGUCCAGUCGCUGGUCCGCCUCGUGCAGAGAGCGAACGUGACGAGGAUGCAUGAGAAUCACUCGCGGCGCCGCGGUGAGUCCGGCGGGGACUACGAAUUCUAAGCGAAACGAAACGGAGUUGUAUAUACACAUGCUCUGAAGAGUAUUCGGAGAACUUUGUUUGCCGUGCUCCAUGGCUGUGUUCGUCAGUGUCGUUUCGAAACUCACUUCCUCGACCUGUUCUUUCAUCUCAGCAAGUUAAUAGCGUCCCCCUUUACUGUUA
Phragmites australis (common reed) is the source of this 2415-nucleotide messenger RNA. Its product is annotated as protein STRUBBELIG-RECEPTOR FAMILY 7-like. The coding region runs from base 135 to 2255 and encodes 706 amino acids. Gene Ontology annotation, molecular function: ATP binding; protein kinase activity; protein binding. The transcript has 16 exons. The record is from RefSeq and is a predicted model, not a curated record. Gene Ontology annotation, biological process: protein phosphorylation. NCBI's taxonomy places the organism in Eukaryota, Viridiplantae, Streptophyta, Magnoliopsida, Poales, Poaceae.